CACCACCACCACCACCACCACCACUCUUCACUCUCAGUUUCUUUAACCCUCAAAUCAACUACUCACUCACAGAGCGCACAGUGAGCUUUCUCUCUCUUCUUUCUCUAUCCAUCUUCGUCUGCACGGUUACAGCAUUCCCCCUUCAAAGCCAUUGAGCUCCGGAGAGAGAAAGCCUGCGCCCCCAUUAAUGCCCUUCAUCUUCCCCAAAGCUCUUCACGGGACGCUCUCCAUUGAAUUACCUCUCACUUUAACUCUCUCUCCCUCUCUCUCUGCAACACCCAGCUAUUAUACACCACCCACCACCGUAGCUACCGGCAGUGACCCAAGAGAGACAGAGAGAGAAGCCAAAUGGAGCUGAGUAAGGUCACUCUCGAGAUCUUCACCAAGCUCGAGCAGAAAUGGCUCUCCCACUGCGAGUCCGCCAAGCGCACCCGCCUCCUCUGCAUCGACGGCGGCGGCACCACCUGCAUUGUCGCCGGCGCCGCCCUCGUCCGCCUCGAGGACCAGAUCCGCCUCAGGACCGGCGACCCCCACGCCUCCCUCUCCGACUUCUUCGACCUCCUCGCCGGGACCGGCGUCGGGGGCAUCCUCGCCGCCAUGCUCGCCGCCGACGACGGCUCCGGCCGCCCGCUCUACUCCGCCAGGGAGGCCGUCGACCUCCUCGCAGCGCGGAGCUCCGAGAUGUUCCGGCCUUGCCUAGGCGGCCUGCUCCGCCGCGGCCGGCGGAGGUUCUCCGGCUCGAGCAUGGACAGAGCGCUGAAGGAGCUGUUCACGCGGGACGACGGCAGGUGCCUGACCUUGAAGGACGCCCGCAAGCCCCUGCUGAUCCCUUGCUUCGACCUCAACAGCUCCGCCCCGUUCGUGUUCUCCCGCGCCGACGCGACCGAGUCGCCGAGCUUCGACUUCGAGCUCUGGAAGGCCUGCCGCGCCACCUCGGCGACGCCGGGGCACUUCAAGCCGUUCCCCCUGUCCUCCGCCGACGGGAAGACCUCCUGCGCGGCCGUCGACGGCGGCCUGGUGAUGAACAACCCGACCGCCGCCGCCGUCACGCACGUGCUCCACAACAAGCGGGACUUCCCGUCCGUGAACGGCGUGGAGGACCUGCUGGUGCUGUCCCUGGGCAACGGGUCGGCAGGCGGGAAGGCCCGGCUCGACGGCGGGUGCUCGACGUCGUCCGUGGUGGGCAUCGCGCUGGACGGAGUGUCGGAGACCGUGGACCAGAUGCUGGGGAACGCCUUCUGUUGGAACCGCGUGGACUACGUGCGGAUUCAGGCGAGCGGGGUGGGGAGAGAGUGGCGGAGAGGGGAGGAGGAGGAGGUGCUGGCGGAGAGGGGGGUGGAGUCGUUGCCGUUCGGCGGGAAGCGGUUGUUGACGGAGACGAACGGACAGCGCCUCGACGGCUUCGCGCACCGGCUCGUCGCCGCCUCUGGAAGGAGUAGCUUGCCCCCUAGCCCCUGCAAGGAGAAGGACCCUCAUCCCGCCGUUAGCCCCCUCGUUAACGGCCGUUGACUAGCACUCUUUAAAUGUUUUUUUUUUCCCUUGCCUAGUCCGCUCUUAUUUUUAUUUAUUUUUUCUUUUUUUCCCACCUUGUUGUAACUUUGUGUAACGAGCUUCAGCUUAACUGGCUUUUGCCUUUUUUUUUCCAUUGGCUUUUUUAGAUUUAGAUGGAGCCAUUAAUUAGCCUGAGAUGUCUCUCCAUGUGUAUGUGCAACAAGAAAAAUUUGUAGUCUUCUUUA
Molecule: messenger RNA, 1736 nt
Organism: Rhodamnia argentea
Lineage: Eukaryota; Viridiplantae; Streptophyta; Magnoliopsida; Myrtales; Myrtaceae
Product: probable inactive patatin-like protein 9
Exons: 2
Coding region: 349-1509 (386 amino acids)
Biological process (GO): lipid metabolic process
Source: RefSeq, a predicted model, not a curated record